Messenger RNA from Phoenix dactylifera (date palm), 2795 nucleotides. It is a transcript of the gene QS, whose product is annotated as quinolinate synthase. Gene Ontology annotation, biological process: 'de novo' NAD+ biosynthetic process from L-aspartate. Gene Ontology annotation, molecular function: quinolinate synthetase A activity; 4 iron, 4 sulfur cluster binding. The record is from RefSeq and is a predicted model, not a curated record. Lineage: Eukaryota; Viridiplantae; Streptophyta; Magnoliopsida; Arecales; Arecaceae. Gene Ontology annotation, cellular component: chloroplast.
CUAACGAGAGUCGAGAGAGUAGUCCUAUCUCCACCUCGAGCGGCUCAAAGCCAAAGGGUAGCGCAGCCCCCCCGGUUUCCUCCGACAUUUCAUCCCUUCCACUCCCUCCAUAUAAAUAAUAAAAAAAUAACUAUAAACUCCUCAACCUUCGCGAACAAACCCCGCCAUUUUUUUCUCCUCAAUCGAUCAGAGAACGAAAGUAAUAAAAGAGAGAGAGAGGGAGCGAGCGACUGAAAAAAAGGAAAGAGAGAAUGGACUCCGCCGCUAUCGCGAGGAGACUUCUCCGCCCGAUUCCUAACAUUAACCCUAACCCUAACCAUAAUUCCUCCUCUCCGUUCCUCUCCACGAGGUGCCGGCCAUGGCGGAGGCCGAUCUCCCUCUCCGUUCGCUGCCUCCAGACCCCCAACCCCAACCCCACCCCUCCCCCCAACCCCGGCUCCCUCCUCGCCUGCUCCGCCAUCGCCGCCCGGGAGGCCUCCGCCGCCCAGGACCUCCCCCGCCUCCGCCUUCGCCGCCUCGUCGACGAAUUCCGCUCCCUCCCCGAGCCCAUCGACCGCGUCAAGCGCCUCCUCGCCCGCGCCUCCGCUCUCCCGCGCUUCCCCGAGGCCGACCGGGUGCCCUCCAACCGCGUCAUGGGAUGCACCGCCCAGGUCUGGGUCACGGCUUCCUUGGACGACCUCGGCCGCAUGCGGUUCGCUGCCGAUUCCGACUCGGAGAUCACCAAGGGAUUCUGCUUCUGCGUCAUUUCGGUGCUCGACGGGGCGCUGCCGGAGGAGGUGCUGGACGUGAAGCCGGAGGAUUUCGGGGACUUGAACGUGGUCGGGCUGCCAGGGAGGGCCAACUCGAGGGUGAACACCUGGCACAACGUGCUCAUCAGUAUGCAGAAGAGGACCAAGGCGUUGAUCGCCGAGGGGGAGGGGAGGACGCCGGCCGAGCCGUUCCCGUCGUUGGUUAUUGGGGUGGACGGGAUUCAGGCGAAGGGGAGCUACGCUGAAGCUCAGGCAAUGUUUCUAUCUCCUAAUGAGUUGAAGAUUAAGGAACUUGUUAAUGUGCUGAGGGAGAAGAAAAUUGGUGUUGUUGCACACUUUUAUAUGGAUCCAGAGGUCCAAGGCAUCUUAACUGCUGCUCGGAAGCAAUGGCCUCACAUCCACAUAUCUGAUUCAUUAGUAAUGGCAGAUACAGCUGUCAAGAUGGCAGAAGCUGGAUGCCAGUAUAUCACUGUACUUGGUGUGGACUUUAUGUCAGAAAAUGUUCGUGCAAUACUUGAUCAAGCUGGUUUUGAGAAGGUUGGUGUAUACAGGAUGUCAAAUGAACAGAUUGGUUGCUCUUUAGCAGAUGCUGCAGCAAGUCCAACAUAUAUGGAUUUUCUUGAGGCAGCCUCAAAGUCACCCCCUUCCUUGCAUGUGAUCUACAUAAAUACUUCCUUAGAGACAAAAGCACAAGGACAUGAACUGGUGCCAACUAUCACUUGUACAUCUUCUAAUGUUGUGCCGACCAUAUUGCAGGCAUUUGUUCAAAUACCAGAUCUAGAUGUCUGGUAUGGUCCUGAUUCCUACAUGGGUGCGAAUAUCGCAGAGUUAUUUCGCCAAAUGGCUAGCAUGUCAGAUGAAGAAAUUGCAGAGAUACAUCCAGAACAUAAUAGGAACUCCAUAAAGUCACUAUUACCCCGUCUGCAUUAUUAUCAGGAUGGUAACUGUAUUGUACAUGACAUGUUUGGGCAUGACGUUGUGGAGAGGAUAAAAGAACUCUACUGUGAUGCAUUCCUAACGGCCCACUUUGAAGUUCCCGGAGAAAUGUUCUCUUUGGCAAUGGAAGCAAAGAGGAGAGGAAUGGGAGUUGUGGGUUCUACCCAGAAUAUAUUAGAUUUCAUUAAAAUUCGGGUGCAGGAAGCUUUGGACAGGAACCGGGAUGAUCACCUUCAGUUUGUGUUAGGAACAGAGUCAGGCAUGGUGACUUCCAUUGUGGCUGCAGUUCGUGGAUUACUAGGUUCCAGUGAGUCCUCUUCUGGAAGAGCAAAAGUUAAAGUUGAGAUUGUGUUCCCAGUCUCAUCAGAUUCAGUGUCAAAAACCUCAGUGAAUGGAUCCCAUGGGCUGGAUUCUAUUACAGCAAAUGAUCUUGCUAAACUGGUUGUUGUUCCUGGUGUGGCAACUGGUGAAGGAUGCUCCAUUCAUGGUGGUUGUGCUUCUUGUCCAUAUAUGAAGAUGAACUCCCUUAGGUCGUUAUUGAGAAUUUGCCACCAACUUCCUGACAAAGACGGUACUCUAUGGGCCUAUGAAGCAAGCAGAUUCAAUGCAACAACACCCCUUGGAAAAUCAGUUGCAGAGGUCGGGUGUGAGCCAAUUCUGCACAUGAGGCACUUCCAGGCAACAAAAAGAUUGCCAGAAAAACUUGUCCAUCAGGUUCUCAAACAAUCAAGUGACGGAGCAGCAGUAUCAUGACAGUUGAUCUGUGAUGUGAUGCUAAUUUAUGAUCUGAGUUUGACUGCAAUGCCUUUGUUCCACCCAAGUCACAAUAAGGAUAGCCAUCCUUCAGCAAUGCUACUCGAAAACACAAGACUUGGUGUUGUAUGAAGCAAGCCAACCUGUGUUGCUUGGCUUUGCCAGUCAGUUUUAAAUUUUGAGCAAUGCCACAGGAAAUGCUUAAUCUGUUGUACAAGAACUGUUCUCCACCUGUUUUGUUUGGGUUCUCCUAAUUUUGGUUCUCAAUUUUGUUUGGCCUUUCAGUAGUUAAAUGUAACAUUAUUUAUAGUUCUGCACUGGAGGAAUUAUAUCACAAGUUGUGAAAUGUUUUCAGUA